Molecule: messenger RNA, 1984 nt
Organism: Closterium sp. NIES-67
Lineage: Eukaryota; Viridiplantae; Streptophyta; Zygnematophyceae; Desmidiales; Closteriaceae
Source: the annotation of a GenBank genome assembly
CAGACGAUGCACCACCUUAGCCCAGCGCGAAUGGCGUGGCAGGCACGGCCCUUCUUAUACUGCGACCGCCGUACCUGUAUUCUCGACUCGAGACCUGGCGUUCUUUUCCAUCCUUGUUGCGAGAGUCGAGACUCGAAUGUCUCAUUUCCUGCACACUUCUCAUUUCGAGAGUAUCUACUACUAGUAGUAAUUCAAAGCGAUUUUUUCCGCUGCCCAUACAGACCUGUCCGUCGUUACUUCUGAGCUUCUAAUUCACGGCGGAUUUUCCACUGCUCAUACAGACCUGUCCGUCGUUGCGGAACCACCACUUUGCCGGACUCCUCUGCUUCCUCGUGUGUAGCUCGAAACCAUGGCUGCUGAAGCAGCGAACGCCAGCGCUGAAGUCAAUGAUGCUACGGGUGGUAGUAACGGCGUGGAGCACCGGGAGGAGUGGGUCACCAACUCGCGCGGAAUGAAACUAAUGUCCGCGUCGUGGGUGCCGGCCAACCGACCGCUGAAAGCACUCGUCCUUCUCCUACACGGAUAUGGCUUCGACUGCACCACCUACUUCCAAGCCACAGCAGAGCGCCUGGCGUCAGAGGGAUAUGGCGUGUACGGCAUCGACUUUGAGGGGCACGGCAGGUCCGAGGGUCUCAGCGUGUUCAUCCCUGAUUUCAACACACUCGUGGAUGACAGCCUGGCGUACUUUGCUCCUAUCAGGGAGCGACCAGAGCACCAGAGCAUACCCAAGUUCCUGUGUGGGGAGUCCAUGGGUGGCGCAGUGGCUCUGUGCAUCCAUCGCAAGCAGCCUGACCAAUGGGAUGGCGCCAUUUUCAUGGCUCCCAUGUGCAAGAUUUCAGCCAAGGUGCGGCCUCCAGCCAUCCUAGUGCGGCUGGUGCAGGGCCUGGCGUAUGUGCUGCCCACAUGGCAGAUAGUUCCGUCUGCUGAUAUUGUCACCUCCUCCAUUCGCGAUCCAGAGAAGCUUAAGAAGAUAGCAGCAAGCCCCUACACCUACCGUGCUCGACCGCGCAUGCGAACAGCUCUCACCAUGCUGCAUGCCAGCCAAGACGCAGAGCGCACCCUGGACCAGGUCUCCCUGCCCUUCCUGCUGCUGCAUGGGGAUGCUGACAUCGUCACAGAGCUGGAGGGCAGUCAGGCUUUGUAUGACAAGGCGAGGAGUGAGGACAAGACAUUUAAAGUUUACAAGGACGCGUGGCACCUGCUCACCGAGGGAGAGCCGGAGGAGACUGCUGAGGAGGUGCUGAGGGAUAUGAUUGGCUGGCUGGACGAGAGGAGUCAACGCAAGUCAACAAGUGAACAAGCCAAAGCGUAGAGGGUAGGUAGGUUCAGUGCAUGAUGUGUCGUGGACUCCCUCCCUGCCCUUCCUGCUGCUGCAUGGGGAUGCUGACAUCGUCACUGAGGAAGAGGAGGAGUCAGGCUUUGUACGACAAGGCGAGGAGUGAGGACAAGGCGUUGAGGUUUUACAAGGAUGCAUGGCACUUCCUCACCGAGGGAGAGCCGGAGGAGACUGCUGAGGUUGUGUUGAAGGAUAUGAUUCGCUGGCUGGACGAGAGGAGUCAACGCAAGUUAAGUGAGUCAACAAGCCAAGGCGUAGAGGCAUAGAGGAGCCUGUUGAGGAGGUGCUGAGGAGGGGUAUGACUGGCUGGCUGAAAAAGGAAGUCAACGCAAGUCAAUGAACAGGGUGCGCCUCUGUUACAAAAAGGCGGAUUGAUUGUCUGCCACUGUUGUGGAGUAAGUUUGCAAACAAACAAAAUUGUGCCUUAUUAGUUAUGUUGGAAAUAUCUCAAAAGACUUAAGCGUUUCUGAAGUGUAACACUACACUCGAGGAAGAUCGCAACGGGUACGCGAGUGAACGGAGGUUACACGAGGGGGCGGACAAAGAACGCGAAGGGACUCGAAGGGUCGCAACUGGAGGUUGCGACUGACCGUUACAACAACGGGGAUGGUAACCGAAACAACAAUCGAGUCGCUGUGCGACUCGAUA